AGCUCAGUGUCCCAAAUUCACACCUCUUCUCCGCAAAGAUGGCUGCUUUUUCCAAUUCUGUGACUUUAACGAGAAACCCUAGAAUUCAUCUCUCUUACGGCUCUUCUCUGAAGCUACAGGAGCUGUCCCUUAGGAGUGCUUGCCCUGUCAACUUGUCAUUUAAUUCAAAUCGUCCAGGGAAAGUGCAGCUUGCUACCUCUCGAAGGUCACUAACAGUUCAAGCUGCUUAUAGGGAUGAUGGAAGGCCGAGCAGUGCAAGCAUCUUUGUUGGUGGUUUUGUUUUGGGAGGAGUCAUAGUUGGUGCACUUGGAUGUGUAUUUGCUUCUCAGAUCAGCAAUGCACUAGCUGGAGUUGACAGAAGGGAACUAAUGAGGAAACUACCCAAAUUCAUAUACGAUGAAGAAAAAGCCUUGGAAAGAAAACGGAAGAUACUAUCUGAGAAGAUUGAUCAGCUCAACUUAGCUAUUGAUGAGAUUUCUGCCCAGAUCCGAUCUGAAGAUGCCCCAAAUGGAGUAGCUGUUAACUCCAAUGGAGUGGAAGCUACCGUAUGAGCUCUGUUUCCUGUUAAAUUGUGUUAUAAGCGAUUUUCAGUUUCCUUGUUACAAAAUAAUUAUUGUAAUGUAUUUCUCCCCAGCAAGUAGUGUAUGUACUCUUUGAAUGUUGCAGUUGUUGCAUGAUUAUUACACGUUUUUGCCUGGAAUAGAAGUAAAACUUGUAAUUUUUG
Messenger RNA from Rubroshorea leprosula, 724 nucleotides. The record is from the annotation of a GenBank genome assembly. Lineage: Eukaryota; Viridiplantae; Streptophyta; Magnoliopsida; Malvales; Dipterocarpaceae.